AACGAAAACCUUUUUCCUUUUUAUCUUUUCUCUGGUUUCCCUCUUUUUGAUUGCUGCUCUUUUUGCCUCGCUUUGCUUUGCUCAAAGUCCAUCCUUUGAGUCUGUUGAAAAAUUUAUAAAGGCCCUUCUCGUUGAGCCUGAAUACCCUCCUUGGCUGGGCCUUGGGAACAAGCGUUACUUCCUUUUCCGCGUGUGCAUCUUUUCCUGUGCUCUUGCCCUCUCUAUAGAACCAUCUUAUCCCGUCGAUCGGGCCUGAAGAUACCUCAGAGCGCAUUUCAUUCCUACAACACUGAAACACUUUUUGGAAACGUCUGCUGUCUUACUCGUCAGAUCAAUAUCUGAUUUCCUCUUUCUGCACUUCACUAUUGGAUUGCAAUUUUGUUCACCAUACGCAAGCAGUCGUCUGGCUUGAAAUCUUCGCUCAUCUCGGUGUAUCCAACUCUCCAAGCAGGUCUCGGUUCUUGGAUAUGCGCUUUACCCACUGGAUCCUUCACGUUUCUUAUCUCUCAACAUGUGUUCUCGCGCUGCACGAGUCCACGACGAAAGGUCAAAAUCCCGAUACUCCGGUUCUAAAAAUUAGUCGUCCACUGCCUUCAGAUGACCUCCAUCCCUUCAUCCGCAAUGUCAAAGAAGUUAACCACUUGAUCAAAAAGUACCGAAGCAGAGGGCUUCCCGGUCCCGAUUUCGAUGAGGCAGAAACCCUAGCCUCCGUAAAGAGGACCAUUGAGCGACGGGGAACUCCCGUAAAGAGAGCACCGUCGUAUACCAUUGCGACAGGCGCACAGCCGACCGAGACAGACAGCAUGGCCCUUGAGCAGGAUGGGAACGAUAUCUCAUAUCUCGCGGCAUUCGAAAUCGGGUCCGGCUCAACUCCUUUAAAUCUCCUCAUCGAUACAGGUGCCGGAGAUACAUGGGUAAUGGGCUCAAACUGCACGACGAAAUCCUGCCAGGCGCACCAUGUAUUCAAUCAGACUGACUCGAAGAGCUUUUCCAAUACCGGAAAAGACUUUAGUAUCAGAUACGGCACUGGCUCAGUGAGUGGCGUAGUGGUUCAGGAUACAAUCUCAUUCGCAGGUUUUUCGAUUAAGAUGGCUUUUGGUGCAGCCGACCAAGCAUCAGACGACUUUCUCGCAUACCCUCAGGAUGGAAUACUUGGCUUGGGACGGAAGCGAGACGCCGCUAUGGGCAUCCCUACUGUCAUGGAAGUCCUGUCUAGUGGUGACCACAUCACGAAUAGUAUCUUCAGCGUCUUCAUACAGCGCGAGGCGGACAGCGAUAGCGGAGAGAUUAGCUUUGGCACCAUUGAUGACUCAAGGUUUGAAGGUGACUUGGCAUAUACAAGCACGGUCUCUGAUAGCACAAUGUGGGAAAUUCCCGUGGACCACGCCGGUGCUGGUGGCAAGAAUGGCGAUUUGUCAAACAAGUCUGCCAUCAUCGAUACCGGAACAUCUUACAUACUAAUGCCGUCCGACGAUGCAAAGGAGGUUCUGUCACAAAUCUCUGGCUUCAGUUCCAAUGGGGAUUCUUUUGAGCUGCCAUGUACGACUAACACUCCUUUGCAAUUUACUUUCUCGGGGUCUGUGUUCAAUGUUUCCUCGAAGGACUAUCUUGGCGGCGAGACUGGCAAUGGAAUGUGUUCUGUCAACGUUGUCGGGCGUCAGGCAUUCGGACCAGACCAGUGGAUUCUCGGGGAUGUCUUCCUGAAGAACGUCUACGCAGUUUUUGAUCUUGACAAGGAUCAAAUUGGCCUUGCUCGCAAAAGCACAGCAAACCCUACAAGAAAAGCGCCGAGUACGAAAUCCGGCGGAGCGUCUCCCACAACCUCGUCUUCGCAUACAGCCGCCUCUAAUGCUGCAACUAAAACGUUGCAGUUAGCGAGCAGUGCCACAUCUACUACACAACAGAGUGCAAAUCAGAAUUCUCGAUCUGCUACUCAUCUGCUUCAAGUACCGUGGUUGUUGUUGUCUCUGAGCGUCUUGGCCCCAUUGGGAUGCCUUUUUGGAUAGAAUUUUCUCUUUCUUCCCCCCGGUAUUCUAUGGCGUUCAAGAGUAGGAUUAUGGUGUUAUUGGUGGUACAUUGGGGGUUUUAUAAAAUAGACUUACGAUAGACGAUGAUAAUGAAAAUCGUCCCAUAAAAUGUACAUU
Xylona heveae TC161 is the source of this 2144-nucleotide messenger RNA. Its product is annotated as acid protease. Gene Ontology annotation, molecular function: aspartic-type endopeptidase activity. The transcript has 3 exons. The record is from RefSeq and is a predicted model, not a curated record. NCBI's taxonomy places the organism in Eukaryota, Fungi, Ascomycota, Xylonomycetes, Xylonales, Xylonaceae. Bases 468 to 2006 code for a protein of 512 amino acids. Gene Ontology annotation, biological process: proteolysis.